AUGGAAGGUUCUGAUUUUGUUAGAGUUAAGAGGGGAAAAUCAGGUGAUUCAGGGAUCAUUAAGAUAAAGAGGACAUCAACGCCGGAUGAUGUAGCCUCCGUUCUUUUGAAGGAGAGAGAGGGGCAUGGUGCGGAUAGAGAAGUUGACAGUACCAGAAAACGUGACGAGGAUGAUGUAGAGAACAAAGACGAAGAUGAGGAUGAUGGAGAAGAUGUUGAUGACGGGGAUGUAGAAGUCAGUGAUGCAGAGAAGAAGCAGCAGAGACGUGUCAGCCACGGAUUUCAUUUAGUUGAAGGGAAGAUGAAACAUGGAAUGGAAGAUUAUCUGGUGGCGGAAAAAAGGAAAAUGGAUGGACAUGAUCUUGGGCUCUAUGCAAUAUUUGACGGUCAUUCAGGACGUAAGGUUGCAGAAUAUUUGCAAAGCCAUCUUUUCGAUAAUAUACUGAGUGAGCCUGAUUUUUGGAGGAAGCCUGUGACUGCAUUUAAGAAGGCAUAUAAAAGUACGAAUAACCACAUUCUGGAGAAUGUGGUUGGUGCACGAGGUGGCUCAACAGCGGUGACAGCUAUAUUGAUUGAUCAGAAAUAUCUGGUUGUGGCCAAUGUAGGUGAUUCACGUGCAGUACUCAUUCCGAAGGGGAAGGUCAAACAAAUAACAGUCGACCAUGAACCGCAAAAGGAGGAAGAAAAAGAGGUAGUCAAGAGUAAAGGAGGUUUUGUUAUUAAGAUGCCAGGGAAUGUCCCGCGGGUGGAUGGCCAACUAGCCAUGACAAGGGCAUUUGGAGACGCAAAAGUGAAGGACCAUAUCACUGUGGAACCUAGUGUGACAAUUGAGAAGAUAGACAAUGACACUAAUUGCAUAAUCUUGGCAAGUGAUGGCUUGUGGAAGGUGAUGUCGAACGAGGAAGUGGCAGAAUGCGUAAGAGGGAUAGAAGAUGGGAAGAAAGCAGCAGAAGAGUUGAUCACUGAAGCACUUGUGAAGGGGAGCCGUGAUGAUAUCUCUUGUGUUGUAGUCAUGUUUCACUCAUAG
Messenger RNA from Solanum tuberosum (potato), 1026 nucleotides. Its product is annotated as probable protein phosphatase 2C 28. Gene Ontology annotation, molecular function: protein serine/threonine phosphatase activity. Gene Ontology annotation, biological process: protein dephosphorylation. The transcript is spliced from 7 exons. Bases 1 to 1026 code for a protein of 341 amino acids. The record is from RefSeq and is a predicted model, not a curated record. NCBI's taxonomy places the organism in Eukaryota, Viridiplantae, Streptophyta, Magnoliopsida, Solanales, Solanaceae.